AUGAGACUCCACAAGUUCCGUAAUAGAUCUCACUUUUCAAGAGACGCAGAGCGGAUUUGCGAGAAAACAUACUACUCGCAUGUGCCCCAUUAUUGGACCGGAAGCAACACUCUCAUCCUGUUUAUAAAAACUGAAUAUCCGUCUUCUUCGCUAACGCGUCUUCCUGAACUAUCCUGGAUAUCCAUUGACUAUCACUCAAAUGUAAACGAACGCUACAAAGCAUUCCACGAAUUCCGUGGUAAAUCUCGCCUUUCAAUAGUCGCGAAGCGCAUUUACUAG
This is a messenger RNA of Opisthorchis viverrini, 279 nucleotides long. RefSeq lists its product as hypothetical. The transcript is spliced from 2 exons. The coding region runs from base 1 to 279 and encodes 92 amino acids. The record is from RefSeq and is a predicted model, not a curated record. Lineage: Eukaryota; Metazoa; Platyhelminthes; Trematoda; Opisthorchiida; Opisthorchiidae.